Messenger RNA from Eimeria mitis, 1275 nucleotides. RefSeq lists its product as uncharacterized. Bases 1 to 1275 code for a protein of 424 amino acids. The record is from RefSeq and is a predicted model, not a curated record. NCBI's taxonomy places the organism in Eukaryota, Apicomplexa, Conoidasida, Eucoccidiorida, Eimeriidae. The transcript is spliced from 2 exons.
AUGCUGCAGCUGCGGCGGCUCCCGCUGCGCCACCGCCUACCAGGGCCUCGAGCUCUGCAGCAGCAGCAGCAGCAGCAGCAGCAGCAGCAGCAGCAGCAGCACGUAGGCAGCUGGUCGUCAUGCUGCUCCAUCCAAAAUGCUGCCCUCGGGGCAGACUGUUCCAGCAGCAGCAGCAGCAGCAGCUGCUGCUGCUGCUGCUGCAACAGCAGCAGGAGCAGCAGCAGAUGCAGUGACAGCAGCAACGGCUACUGGCGCCGUAGCUCCCUCCCCCUUGACAGCAGCAGCAGCAGCAGCAGCAACAACAGCAGCAGCAGCAGCAGCAGAAUGGGUAGUGCUACCGCCAGUGCUGGACACAGCGCCAUCGCCUACAGCAGCAGCAACAACAGCAGCAGCAGCAGCAGCAGUUCCUGCUGCAGCAUCCUCAGCAGCAGCAGCAGCAGCAGCAGCAGCAGCAGCAGCAGCAGGUUGUAUUGGUCUCUGAAUUUGUGUCGUUAUAUACACCGCAGCCACCUAGCGAAGAAGCUGCAGCAGCAAGACCUGCGUCGAUACAAGCACCUGGAUGACAUACCUAAUGUUGCUGCUGCUGCUGCUGCAGCAGCAAAAGCAGCAGCAGCAGCAGCAGCAGCAGGAGACGGAGAACCCCUGCGUGUAGAAAGAGAAGAGUUUACGCGCGAGCUGCUGCAGCAGCAGCAAGCCCUAUCAACCCUCUUUACUGACGAACAGAAAGCAGCUCUCUUUGGGGGCGCAGCAGCAGCAGCAGCAGCAGCAGCAGCAGCAGAUGCAGCAGCAGCAGCACCAGCAAUGGACCCAUCAACAGGUACAGCAGGAGCAGCAGCAGAUACUGCAACAGCAGCAGCAGCAGCAGCAGCAAAAGGAGAAAAAAAAAAACUAUCGCCGCAGCAGCAGCAGCAACUCGAUAGACACCUCAGAAAAGCAAUGAAGGCCUGGCGUCUCCUCCGGCCAGAUGCUGAACCCUUCUACAAGGAGGAUGCAAUGCUGAAUUUGGAGAGCCAGUUGAACUCCUUGACCUUAGAACACUCUCCGCUGCAGCAGCAGUUGCUGCAGCAGCAGCAGCAGCAGCAACAGCAGCAGCAGCAGCAGCAGCAGCCAGGCGAUGAUGACCUCGUCCCUGCCGAUGUAAGUCGCUGUGUGCAUACACCCCACACAACCAGCAGCAGCAGCAGCAGCAGCAGCACUGCGACCAGCAUCAGCAUCAGCAGCAGCAGCAGCAGCAGCAGCAGCAGCACCGCAUCCGCGUUUCCUUCCGCUGUAUAA